ACAUAUUUGAGAUGACAAAUAGUAUAUACAAAUAUUAGGUUUAGAAUCUGAAUGAACUAAUAAUAUAAAAAUGGACUCGCACUCGACGCGCGUGUCCAGGCCAGAUUCGGUAUCUGUAAACUCGAUGGGGGUUGAAGAGGACGUCUAUGAGGAUACAUAUUUAACGGAAACAGAUCAGCCAGUGCCUCCGCCAUCGGUUCAUAUGAAUCACUCGAUUUACUAUGGCUGUUGCAUUAGCAAAGAGUAUUAUAUGGAGUACGUAAACCUGGUGGAAAGUCUGCAUAUUACGCCGCGUUUGAUGAUACAAAGGAAACCGUUUCGAAGGAAUUCCUUAUACGGCUUAACGCUAACGAUUCGGAACACUGGACUGUAUCCGCGCAAGAUCUUGAUCACUACGGAUAGUCCCAGCGAUACAUCAAUUUACAUACAUGAUCAGGAAAUAAAUACCUUCAUUGAAACGGACAAAAUACUCAAUGUGAAAGUCAAUAUACGUAGCACAACUUCGAAGCAUAUUAAUCGACCUCGUUUCAUAUUCAUAAAAUCGUUUCAUCCCAAUAUCACGUUUGAAGUGCCCAUCAUCGUCUUGCAGGACUUGAUCGAACCGUUCAUUUCGCAGCAAAUAACACUGCCGCCCACGGUGCCCAGGGACAAAUCAUAUUACGAAAUGAUUAUAUACAAUCCAACAAAGAAUCCCAUAAAUGUCAAGUUCAGAAAUAGCUUCAGUGGACUCAGCCUACACUAUUUGAACAAACACAUGAUAGUUCCACAAGACUAUUUCAAGGUUUUGGUAAAAUUUGAUCCGAAGAAAUUGCGGGAAUACAAUGGCUUCUUUAACGUCAAAUUUGGAAGCAGUCCACCCAGGAAUAUAGUGUUCAAUUAUGUACCGAAAUCGAUGAGCGUAUAUGUUAAUCGAUGUUUUUUAAACUUUGGCCAGAGCAAAUUUGGUGAGCAAGUUCAGCGCUCGUUUACUAUAUGCAACGAGAGCCCUCAUUCUCUGUGGGUGGGUUCCUCGUUCUAUACCAAAGAAAGCGAAUUUGAUGCAACCCUCGAGGGUUCUCCACAAUCUGGAAUAUCGCAGAAGAUAAUUGAAUCGGCAGUUAGCAUGCAUAGCGUUUUGAUAUUCGAUUUUGAUGAUGAUGACAAAAGCGAGACUCUUAACUUUAACGAGUCAGCUAACAUUCAAUUUAAUGUACAGUUGCCCCACCAACUGAGGCCGAUGUCAACCAAUGAAAUAGCAAUAUCAUUUCGACCAGUCGACUCCAACGAAAUUUCCGACAAUGAGAUACCACCUUACGAAGAGCUCACCAAAAUCAAUCUCUGUUUCUCAGAUAGCAUGGAGUGCAUAGAAUCGCAUUCUAUUAUCCUCAGUGGGGAGAUAAAGGGCAUUGAAGUGGAGAUCUUUCCGAAGGUAAUUGACUUUCGAAAGAUCUAUUUGGGCGAGGAGCAUUGCGCAUUCAUCAAGGUCUUAAACGUGGAUGGUGUUGUUGCCAAGGUAAAAUACGUGGAGUGUCUGGAGAAAGAUAUCUGUGGCGUGCGCGUUACCCCCGAUGAGGGAUUCAGCUUACAGCCGUGCGAACGUGGCAUCUUCCAUUUAUCAUUCUUUACCAUUGUGCCAUCACGUUUCUUCGUGACGUUGCGUUUCAAGGUGACGAACGGCUUAUAUUACGAUGUAAGCGUAAAGGGCAUUGGCCAACACAUUCAGCUGCGCACAUUCCCUCAACUGGUCGAAUUCGGCAACGUUCCGUUUGGGGUGCCACAGAAACGUUUUAUGCUCCUUAUGAAUCCAUUGGCCGUUCCCAUCACACUGCAGGUGAAGCCCACGGAAGAUGGCUUGGAACAGCCUUUGGUCUUUAAUGUACGCGAGGCGGACGUGUUGCCCAUAACAAUCAGAGAUCCCAUCAAACAAUUGCAGCAAGUGCACGAUGAUCUGGCCGCGGAAGUCGAUCUGACUGAUAAUAUUCAAAUAACGACUGAUGAGUUGGAAACGGAAUCCAUGAAAUCGUUUUCAAUCAACGAAUCCGAAUAUAGUAUUCAAUUUGAAGAGGAUAUCAUGGAUUGCAUACCUGAUAUGGCUGCCCAACUGCUGAAAAAUCUAAAGAAACAGAAGAUUUUCGACAAAUCGGAAACGGACAAACGCGUCAUUCAGGAGGCUUUGACCAGUCUCUUGAAUACGAAUUACUUUAAUAUAAUGAAGACGCACAACAAUUUCAUAUUCCUUGACUGGAACGCCAUACCAAGCUAUCCCGCCGAAGUCUAUUGCGAUAACGAGAUUAUCUAUCUCAGGCCAAAUACUGGACGUAGUAUAACCAUAUUGAUCGUACCAAAUCGCGCCGGCUACUAUCAUCGUUCGCUGACCGUGCGGAUCUGUCCGGCUGUGCCCGUGGCUAGCUCGGAGUCCUCUAAUGAGCAGCAAAUGAAGAUGCUAAUCAAAUCGGAAUAUCUUUGCUCAAAACUCUGGUUCGAUUACAACUGCUGCAUACCAGAGAUCGUCUGGGAGAGCUAUGUCAAUCUCACCGAGCGCAUUAUGUAUGCGGGUGAGGAAUAUACCUUUGAAAUGACAUUCGACAAUAUCUCAAAUAUCGGUGGAUUCCUACACUUCGAUGUUAUUCCAAACGAAAUGGGCUUUAGCGAUGGCAAUUGGAAGUAUUAUCUUGGCUCCAAUUCCCGUUCGACAGCCCAUUGUUUUGUCGUGUUCCGUAUUCUAGGCUCCAACAAACUGUCGGGUCUCAUCAAAAUUGUCGGCGCUCCACACUCGUUUCCCUUUCAUUUGUUUGCGAACGUGUUGCCCACGGAAAUACACAUUUCGCAGAUGUCUGUGUAUGUUCGUCUGAAGGUUUGCGAAGAACACAAGCAUUAUCUAUAUAUCGACAAUGUCUCGCCGACAAAUACGGUGCUCUCCAUGAAACUGGAAAACAUCGAAUUUCAGUACCUCACAACGAGAGGUGGGAAGUUGUCGCCGACCGGUCAGAGCAUGUACACAACUUUGGUAUCAAUGUUUCCAGAUCCAGAUCUGUAUCACAACGUAUUAUACAUUGAUCUGCAGUUUGAUAACAUCAUGGAAAUACCAAUAACAUUUUUGGUGGAGGGAGUGCCAAUAUAUUUUGAUCCCGAUAUAACCGAUGGCUUAGAUGCGGGUCAACUCUUUACGGAUACCCGCGAAAAUUUUAUGAACAUGAUCUAUCCUUAUCAUUUCAGCGUAAAACUGACCAAUAGAGGAUUUCGAUCGUAUCGCUUGAAUGUGACACGCCUAACCACCUACAAUCCGGCCAAGAAGACAAGCUCCUGUGUCAAUCAGCCGCUGACGGCUCGCUUUGACAUACAACCCAAAGUCGUGGAAUUGUAUCCGCGGGCGGAUGAGUUCAUCGACAUAAUGAUGACUAGCUAUGAGGAAGGCCUUUACUUUUGUGACUUUAUGUUGGUCGUGACGGACCUGAAAUAUCCGCAACGCAAGCAUGUGAUACGUCUGACAGUUCAGGCACAGUUUGUGGAAGGCCAGCUGAAUUGGGAUCGCAGGUCACUCAGCUUUGAUUUCCAGGCCAGUUAUCCACUGAAACAGCGCCCGCAGACACGCUCAGCAAUGCUGUGCAGCCAAGUGAAUAUACCCUUUAAGGAUGUACUUCUCGAGGUUGUGGGUCCGUUUCGUAUCAAGGCGCUGUACGAACAUGCAUUUGAGAAGGAGAUCAAUGUGUCUUUCGAUGCCUUGGAGCAAAAAGAAAUUUUCGUCACUCUCAAUAACUCAACAGUGAAGCAACUCGCUUGCAAAAUAAUCGAGGGACGCAUCAAUGUUCAGGCCGUAGGCAAACAGCAGAAAUAUCUGAAUCUACGGCUAUCCGUGCUGGUGCCCGAAAUCCAUAUAGUUCAGCCCGAGCUGGUGCUAUUCGAUCGUGGUCGUCCAUUCGACUACUAUGUGAAUAUCAUCAAUGAUGGCACCACCACAGCCGAUUACAAAUGGAAGCGCAUUGAGGAGUCCGAUGUGUUCAUUGGUGACAAUGAUCCCGACGAUGUGGUUGCCGAACUUCUCUCCGACAUCAUACGCACCCUGGAGUACAACUUUAGCUGUGCGGAGGAGGAGAACAUGACGUUGCGAUAUCAGCAGUGUCGCUGCCAGUUCCGCCGCGAGCACGAGCAUGACUCCCUGAUCUUCGAUAUAAUCGAGGAGAUUCUCAACGAACUAGAUCUGAGCCAUAGUCGAUUCCACAUACCCCUAGACGCAAUCCCCGACAUAUACGAUGACAGCGAUGCCUGCAGCGACACGAGCUAUGUCCAGCACACAAUUAACUACAUUUUGAGUAAACUGAACCUUGAGUCCAGCCAGCGACUAUCCGAGCCCUCCUCCGAAUACUGCUACUCGGAUCGCUUCAUUUACUUCUACGAAAAGGCGGGACAGGUGGCGCAGGUAGAGAAAAAGCAGUGUCUGAUGCAUUUGCCACAUACUCGUCGCUCGCAUGAGGUGAAGGCCCUGUUCCAACUGGAUGUCGUGGGCGGAAGCAGUCAAUAUUUGUCCGUGACUCUGGUCAAUUUGCCGCAGAAAAUUAAAUUUCUAAAAGAUAAUAUCUAUCUCAACGUCCGGCCCUGGUACGAGUCGUUCAACGCUGUAAUCCGCAUCUCGAAUGUCACCAAAUAUGUUUUACAAUUAAUUAUUACUGGACCAGCGAGCAAUGAAAGGCAACUAAUCGAUGGCUUUGCCAAAAUAAUGCAAGAUGAGGAAAUGUUCAUGGAACCACUGGGCAUCGACAAGGUCAAAAUAUCGGGCAUUUUGGGCCUAAAUGAGAACUUUCAGCACAUAUUUAAGGUGCUGAUCAACAACACGGCCAAUAGCCAAUUCCGACUUCGCGGUCAGGGUAUAUUGCCCAUAUUGAGUUUAACGACGUCCUUGCCCAUGGUUGAGCAGAGCAGGGCCGAGAUUAUAGAAGAGUACGACUAUAUGCGUAAGAUUUACAAUUACGAGACAUUCAAGAGCAUUACGCAUACCGACAAAGAGCCAAUUGGCUUGUUGGAGGAGGAGGCACCACAGGAGCAAAAGAUAACUAGCGAUUUCAGUGAGAUCUCCGAGAGCGACAGCGAGAUGCCCAGUGAUCGUCAGCGCUACCAUGACAUACUGCUCUUCAAGAUGGUGCAGACCUAUGUGCUGGUCAAUAACAAUCAGUCGCUACCCAAUGGCGUGGUGCUCAACCAAAUGCUCGUCACAGAGCGUUACCUGCACCGACUGCGCGUCAAUCCGAGCCUCUUAACACAGCAUCACAAGGUUUAUCAGAGCUAUGUCAACCACAACAAGCCGCAAGGCUACAGACUGCCCAUCACUGCCAGACACUUCACUGUGCAGCCGCUGCCCUGCGAACAGCUCGCCUAUGUCCUGAAUCUGGGUCCCCUGGUACGUAAUAGCUUGCGUCGCUUUGAAUUGCGCUUCCAUUUCUUUGGACCCGGCAAGCUGAUUGCAGCAGCCCGCACCGCUGUUCGCAUUCCGGGUCUCUAUGUGGACUUUAGCAUAGAAAAUCAUACCGAAAAGAAGUUCACGUUUUGGGCCGAGAAGUGUACAGAGCCAGAGUACUUCAACAAGACCUAUCGCAAUAUGUGGGAACGUUUACUGGAUGCGGAUAAAAAUCCCAAAUUGAAGCACGCCCACUCAUUCGAUUUCGAAGAUUUCAUCCAUCAGCGUGAUAUAGCCAAUAUGGAUCGUCGCCUGAUCGAUGAAUACUAUAAUAGCUUGAACCUCUCCGUUUAUCCCGAUCACAAGCAUCAUUUCACGCUGGCACGCGUCCAUACGUCAUACCAUUCCAAUUUCUCCGGCAUUGAGAUGCGUAUGGUGGGCUACUUUAAGCCAGAGUCCAAGUACUAUGCGAUCAAUCAACAUGUUGUGGAUUAUAUAUAUAUUGAUCUCCACAUGGGACCCACUAUGCCCAUUGCACUGCAUGGCGUCAUCAAGGCCCGAUGAACUCUGGAUUUUUUUAUCGCUUUAUUGUAAUCGAUAAACAGACAAUGUGCAACUAGUUGAGUAUUAAGUGAAUAAAAAAUUGCCA
Molecule: messenger RNA, 6017 nt
Organism: Drosophila hydei
Lineage: Eukaryota; Metazoa; Arthropoda; Insecta; Diptera; Drosophilidae
Exons: 14
Coding region: 71-5932 (1953 amino acids)
Biological process (GO): axonemal central apparatus assembly; cilium movement
Cellular component (GO): axoneme
Source: RefSeq, a predicted model, not a curated record